Molecule: messenger RNA, 1598 nt
Organism: Rubroshorea leprosula
Lineage: Eukaryota; Viridiplantae; Streptophyta; Magnoliopsida; Malvales; Dipterocarpaceae
Source: the annotation of a GenBank genome assembly
CCCACAAAGCAAUAUUCCAUCAAACAAGCAGCCAUGAAAUUUACCAUUACAUGUUUUCUGCUGCUUCUCUCUUGUUAUCAUCUUUCUUUCCUCGGUCCAUGCAAUGGAAACCAGAUCAACAAUCUUGAGAAAUUAAUUAAAUCCCGGAAAUCUGAGAGUCCUCCUCGUGGUGAAUCCUGGAGUACUGAGCUAGAUUUUAACGAAGAAAACGAUUUCUCACCGCAGUAUAUAAUUGGAAGCCAAGAAGGGUUGAUGGAAGCUGACAAGAUUGAGACAUUGCCGGGACAGCCGAAAGGAGUAGAUUUUGAUCAGUAUGCAGGGUAUGUAACAGUGGAUGCCAAGGCCGGAAGAGCACUGUUCUACUACUUUGUGGAGUCUCCUCAUAAUUCUUCCACCAAACCUCUGGUGUUAUGGUUAAAUGGAGGUCCAGGGUGUUCAUCUAUUGGAUUUGGAGCCAUGGAAGAGCUGGGACCUUUCAGAGUCAACACUAACGGAAAGACGCUCUACCGGAACAAAUAUGCGUGGAACAAUGUGGCGAAUGUGAUAUUCUUGGAGUCACCUGCAGGAGUUGGGUUUUCAUAUUCAAAUAGGUCUUCUGACUACAGCGACGUUGGUGACAAGAUGACGGCGGAGGACAACUACAUUUUUCUGGUGAACUGGCUAGAAAGAUAUCCCCAAUACAAAAGAAGGGCUUUCUAUAUAACAGGAGAGAGUUAUGCUGGACAUUACGUUCCUCAGCUCGCUUAUACCAUUCUCGCCAAGAACCAGAAAGCAAAACAAACUAUCAUUAACCUCAAAGGAAUUGCUAUUGGGAAUGCUUGGAUAGAUGACAAUAUAGGGACAAAGGGAAUUUAUGAGUACUACUGGACACAUGCUCUGAACUCUGAUGAAACACAUGCGGGAAUUAACAAGUACUGCGACUUUGUUACUGGUAACUAUUCAUCUAUUUGUCAACAGUAUCAAUCCCAAGGCGAAUCAGAGAUAGGAAACAUCAACGUUUACGAUAUUUACGCCCCCCUCUGCAAUACAUUAGCAAUAUCAUCCGGCUCGGGUUCAGUUGAGAAUUUUGAUCCUUGCUCUGAUGAAUAUGUGGGUUCUUACCUAAAUCUGGCUGAGGUACAAGUAGCUCUUCAUGCAAAUCCAACACAAUGGGCAGGUUGCACUUCUGUAGGAUGGAGGGACAGCCCAACAACUAUAUUACCCACAAUAAAGCAGUUAAUGGCAAGCGGGAUUAGGGUGUGGAUAUACAGUGGGGACACAGAUGCCCGAGUUCCAGUUACAUCCUCCAGGUUCUCAAUCAAUGCCCUCAAAAUCCCAGUUGAGAAAGCCUGGCGCCCGUGGUACUCUCGUAGUGAGGUCGGGGGAUUUGUAGUUGAUUACAGAGGAGUGACACUUGUCACAGUAAGGGGUGCGGGGCACACAGUACCCAGCUACCAGCCGGAGAGAGCGUUCACCAUGAUUUCAUCUUUCAUUCGUGGAAAAUUUGCUAGUUCUGAAGAGUGAAAACCACCGUCCACUUCGUGGUAAUUAGCUGCUUUUUUUUUUUUUUCUCAAAAUUCAAGCUAUUUGAAACCAGAAAAUAAAUAUCUUCUUUAUAU